Clonostachys rhizophaga is the source of this 2346-nucleotide messenger RNA. NCBI's taxonomy places the organism in Eukaryota, Fungi, Ascomycota, Sordariomycetes, Hypocreales, Bionectriaceae. The record is from the annotation of a GenBank genome assembly.
AUGCCUAGGUUACCACCGCCUCGGAGCACCAGCACGGUAUUUUACGUGUAUGGCCCAUCUACUAAACAUCCAACCCCUCGCGCGACCUCAGAAAGAUGUAGCAUCUGCCUGGUCUUUGAGCAAGAUUUUGUACGGCGGGAUAUCUUUGAUCCCCCUGGAACAGAAAGUGACAGUUAUACAUACUACAUCCACCAUAGGAACUGGGAGUUACUUAAGCAGUCCGUUGACAAUGGAUGCCAAUUAUGCAAGCUAUUGUAUAAUGGUUAUCUCCAUACACGCCACGAACGGCGAUCAGCUAAGCAAGAAAGCGAUUCAGUGCAGGAUACCGAGUCCAAACUAUCGAAAUCACUAUGCAUCGAGACACCAGGAACUUUCGUCUUCUAUGUCCCCUACGACCAUUAUGAACUCUCUGGGCCUCUUCGGAUGUUCUUCUGUCACACGGACAUGUUCGAGGAAUCGACGCUUGAGGCAGUUGCACGGCAUGAUAGCUGCUCUAUGGCAGAAUUCGCCAUUGCUGUAAAUCCUAAUGACACCUUUUUCUCGUAUGGGGAAAGAUCGUUUUCUUUGGGGAGAUUAUGCGCCCCUGAAGCCGAUUUCUCUCUAGCAGCAAGUUGGCUCCUCGACUGCCAGAAAAAUCACCAAUGCCAGGCCACUCAUCACACCCCCAUCGGCAUCAAUCAGCAGAAUCCGACACGAUUGCUUCGCCUGCAGCCAAAAAUGGGCAUGAUUAGUCUGAUUGACACCAUCAAAACCCAGAAGUACGACUAUAUCGCACUCUCACAUCGCUGGGGUCAAUCCAAACCGGCUGUGACCUUGACCAGCAACUUGCACGCCCGGAUGGCGGGCAUCUCAAUCAACAUCUUGCCACAAACAUUUCAAGACGCAGUGAUGGCGACGCAUAAGCUCGGCUACGAAUUUAUCUGGAUUGACUCACUUUGCAUCAUUCAAGAUGAUAAAGCAGACUGGGAGAGGGAGUGCCCCAGGAUGUCGGAUGUGUAUCGAGGAGCGGUCUUGACUAUUGCUGGACCGGCGGCCACAGACUCCAGUGCCGGAUUCCUACAUAAGAGAGAGUUCGUCACCAACCAAAAAUAUACUCCUUGUAAGCUACAAUGCAUUGAUGGAAAAGAAAAUGGCAAUGGGGUGCUUACUAUAUGGUACCCCGGUUGUCACCGAGAACCAACAGCAGAGACUGAUGUGAGGAUACGCCGCCUCAGUGCUCUGGACAGUCAGCCAGACAGCGUCUUGCAAAACCGAGGAUGGAUUAUGCAGGAGUAUCUGCUUUCGAGUCGAAUUCUAUAUUUCGGAUCUUUUCAAAUGUAUUUCGAAUGUGGUCGCGCAUCGUGGUUUGAGUCGACAUUCCAGUCAAGGAACCCAUCCAGAUAUUCCAACCAAGACAUGUCGGUCAAAAAAUCGCUCAUUGAUCACAUCGGGGAGUUCGACAUCUUGCUGGAAGUCUGGCAUGAGUUCGCAACGCGCUACUCUCUGUGUGCUCUCACGAACCCGACGGAUAAGUUGCCCGCCAUCUCCAGCAUCGCGCAAUCGAUGGACCCUCUAGGCCAGCAAAGCUACUAUGCCGGUAUAUGGGGGUCACAUCUUCCGGAGUCUCUUCUUUGGUUUGUUUCCGAUGACACUGCGGAUCAAGCACAACAGCCAGAUAACAAGCCGGCCAAGACAACAGCCUACAUGGCGCCCAGCUGGUCCUGGGCUUCGACAAAGGCUCAUGUUCGGUUCAUUGCCUUGCAAAGAAGACAGACCUGCCCCAUUAGUGUUGUUUCAUGCUCUACCAAGUUAAGCGGAGUGGCGCCUAAUCCUGAUCGCUUCGGUUGCGUCAGUGCUGGGAGACUCAACAUCAAGGGGAGGCUCAGCCGCGUGCUGAUAACCGGAGAUGAAAAAGGAGGUAAAUUCCUGGCUUGGAAAUGGCCAACAACUUCUCAGUCUCAACACACCCAAUCCUCGAUCAAAGGCAUCUAUCGAACAUCAAGGAGCCAGGAAGGCGACGCCUCUACUGGCUUGACAUUGUCGGGAUGCGGAGAAUUCUCUCCUGAUGAUGCAUCAGCAUACAAAGCCCACAUUUCCAGUGGUGAAUGUUCAUUUGGGAAAUUCAACUCCUCUAUCCAAAUAAGCAAGGCGGGCAAGGGGAAGAUGAGUAUGCUGCCACUGCAGGAAACAUUUGCUCUGCAGGCAGUGAUAGGAUCCGGAUAUACAUAUAAUGCUCUUGCUCUGGAGCGAAUACCCAACAUGGCAAAUACUUUCCGUCGAAUAGGAUGUAUUUCCUUUGGUAUAUGGGCAUUAGAGCAAAUCACCUGGUUUGAAGAUCAAGUUCCACAAACAAUUGAGAUUGUAUAA